Messenger RNA from Clupea harengus (Atlantic herring), 1689 nucleotides. It is a transcript of the gene prim1, whose product is annotated as DNA primase subunit 1. Gene Ontology annotation, biological process: DNA replication, synthesis of primer. The record is from RefSeq and is a predicted model, not a curated record. Lineage: Eukaryota; Metazoa; Chordata; Actinopteri; Clupeiformes; Clupeidae.
UACAUUCAGUUUCCCGCGCGCUUUUACUGAAUGGCGAGAUUCUUGACGUUGACAACUUAACGCAUAUAAUCAUCGUAUAUAUAUAUACCGUUGCACAUUUUUGUCCUGUUUUGCCGAAGACAUGCCAGAAGCAGAUUAUGAUCCUGCCAGUUUACCAGACUUGUUACCUCUAUACUAUCGCCGACUAUUCCCUUUUUCACAGUACUAUCGGUGGCUAAAUUAUGGAGGGGUGACAAAGGGCUACUUCCAGAACCGUGAGUUCUCCUUCACCCUCAAAGAUGACAUCUAUGUCCGAUACCAGUCUUUUAGCACGCAGAGUGAACUGGAGAAGGAGAUGCAGAAGAUGAACCCAUAUAAAAUUGAUGUUGGAGCUGUUUAUAGCCACAGGCCUAAUCAACACAACACAGUGAAGUCUGGAGCAUUCCAAGCCCUGGAGAAAGAGCUGGUGUUUGACAUUGAUAUGACUGACUAUGAUGACGUCAGAACGUGCUGCAGUGCUGCUGACAUUUGCAUGAAGUGCUGGACCUUGAUGACUAUUGCUAUCAGAAUCCUUGACCGGGCACUGAGAGAGGACUUUGGCUUCCGGCACCUUCUUUGGGUGUACUCUGGCAGAAGAGGGGUUCAUUGUUGGGUGUGUGAUGAAGCAGCAAGGAAGCUGUCAGUGGCAGCGCGUUCUGCGGUGGCAGAGUACCUCAGCCUAGUAAAGGGAGGCGAGGACAUGGUGAAGAAAGUUCAGCUGUCAGAACCUCUACAUCCUUUCAUUAGAGAAUCUCUUGUUGUGGUGGAGAAAUACUUCCCUCAGUAUGCCAUUUCUGGACAGGACAUACUGGGCAACAGCAAGACUGUGGAGAAAGUGCUGGCUCUUGUGCCUGAUGAGGUGAGAGAGGACCUUCAAACCUUCUUCCAGAGUGAGAAGAACCCCAUGAAGCGGUGGAAGAGGCUUUGCGCCCUGGUGCAGCAUCAGCGGGUGAGUUCAAAGAAAGGAUGCCAGCAUAUUGACAAAGAGAUCAUGCUCCAGUACUGCUAUCCCAGACUGGAUGUGAAUGUCAGCAAAGGAGUCAACCAUUUAUUGAAGAGCCCUUUCAGUGUCCAUCCCAAAACUGGGCGAAUCUCUGUGCCAAUUGACCUUGAAGAACUUGACUCAUUUGAUCCCUUUGAUGUUCCAACAAUCAGCUUGACCUGUGAGGAACUGGACAAGCCCAGGGAUGCGGAUGAGGAAGACGAGGUGGAGAAGGAGAAUGAAAAUGAGAUGGACGCAGCUGAGCGGCGUAAAAUAAGAGACUACAAGAGAACAAGCCUGGCAAAAUAUGUGAAGCUGUUUGACAGAUUCCUGGAUGGGAUGGCUCGCUCCCGCAAAGGGGAGAUGCUGAGGAAAAGUGACCUUCAGAAGGACUUCUAAGCCAGAGCUGAGCACUUCAGCUGUUGAACAUCAACCAAAAGCUGACCAACUUACUUCCACUGGAGAAUCACUCAGAAAAGCAAAUGCAAACGUGACUUAACUUGAUGUACAUAGACAUUUACUCAGCAGUGUAAAGGUUUCGUUAGAAACUUUUUUUUUUUUUUAACCAAAUUGUAAACAAGAUAUGAUAAUUGUGCAGAUAGUCCGAACUCUGUUUUUCUUUGUUUCCAUUUUUGUAAAGAGACCUGGUGACUUUUCCACUUCCUAAAUAAAUACAUUUAAAAUUCAAA